Aspergillus steynii IBT 23096 is the source of this 1770-nucleotide messenger RNA. RefSeq lists its product as uncharacterized. NCBI's taxonomy places the organism in Eukaryota, Fungi, Ascomycota, Eurotiomycetes, Eurotiales, Aspergillaceae. Bases 1 to 1770 code for a protein of 589 amino acids. The transcript has a single exon. The record is from RefSeq and is a predicted model, not a curated record.
AUGGCAUUAGGAAUGCAGCAAGUCUUCCAGGGCACGCCCUACGUGAACGGAACAGCAUCCGGCAUUUUGAUAGCGUCUGAUCUCGAACUGAGUUUCUGGGGUGGAGUUGACCCAAGCACAGGGGAGAUCAUCGAUCGGUUUCAUCCGCUGAGUGGCCAACUUUUGAAGGAUGCCGUCCUGGCAAUCCCUAGUGGGAGAGGAUCAUGUGGCGGAAGUGUGAUCAUGCUAGAACUCAUCCUGAACGGCCUAGGCCCUAAGGCUCUGAUAUUUGAGCGAUGCGAGGAGAUUAUCACACUUGGGGUCAUAGUGGCCGAUGAGCUUUUCAACCAGACAGUUCCUGUGGUGACAAUUAAACCCGAGGAUUUUCGCCAGGUUCGGAUGUGGAGUGGGAAGACGGUCUACAUCGCGGGCGACCAAGUAUCGGAUGGCAAGUUGGAUCUCAGCACUCCUGACAGAGACGCCGAUCCUGGUACCGAUAUGAAAGCACCAAACGUCGAGCUUUCCGAUUUUGACCGCGCAACCCUUGACGGAGCGAAUGGCGACGCAGCGAGACUUGCGAUGAGGGUCAUUGUUCGGAUGGCACGCAUGAUGAAAGCCCCAGAAUUGAUGGACGUGAGCCAAGCUCAUGUGGAUGGUGCUUGGUUCGGACCGGGGUCUGUUGCCUUUGGAAAGAGAAUGCGGGACUUGGGUGGGAAAUUCCGAGUUCCUACGACAAUCAACUCCAUAAACAUAGACCAAAGACGCUGGCAGUCUCUGGGCAUUGACACUCAGUUUGGCACGGCCUGUGAUGAGUUAGCCGGGGCCUUUGUCGAAAUGGGCGGGAAAGUAUCCUUCACCUGCGCGCCAUAUUUGCUUGAAAGUGCCCCCAAGCGGAGUGACCCCAUCGCAUGGGGGGAGUCUAAUGCCGUUACCUAUGCCAAUAGUGUCCUUGGUGCGAGGACACUGAAAUUCUCCAACAUGUUUGAAUGUUUAAUUGCAUUGACAGGUCGUGCCCCUAAAUCCGGUGUGUACUUGGACAAGAACCGGCUCGCCUCAGUCUGGAUCAGAGUACAAGUGCCCGAAGACGCGGACGACUCGUUCUGGCCUAUUCUUGGUUACAGCGUCGGUGCUAUUGCGAAGCACCGCAUUCCAGUUAUUACGGGCGUGGAGGGCCUUGGACCUUCCAGUGACGAUCUCAAGGCGUUCUCUGCUGCGUUCGCUACAUCUUCCAGUGCACCUAUGUUUCACAUGGUUAAGUUGACGCCAGAAGCUCCCACCCUCGAAACCGUGUGCCCUGAUGGAAUUCCCCCGGAGGUGACUGCGGACUUGGGCCGAAAAGAGCUUGAGUCUUGUUGGGACGAAUUCAAUCACGGAUCUUCGCCUCGGCAAGUUGGCCUCAUCUCCCUUGGGAAUCCACAUUUCUCCUGCCGGGAGAUUGAAAGACUAGCACGCCUAUGCCGAGGCAGAAUCAAACACAAGGACGUCGCUAUUAUCGUAACGUGUGGCCGUGCUCAGCAUAGUCUUGCUACACAAGCGGGCCACGUUCACGAACUGGAGAAGUUUGGCGUCCAGUUUCUCACCGAUACUUGCUGGUGCUUUAUAACGGAACCGGUCAUCCCGAAAAGUACCCCGGUUAUCAUGACAAACUCCGGCAAGUUCAUCCACUACGGGCCCGGACUCACCGGUCGAGCGUUCUGUUUUGGCAGUUUGCAGAUGUGUGUAGACGCUGCAUGCUCCGGGGAAAGCACCGGAACACCACCUGCAUGGUUGCAGGCCGCUAGAACCGCCUAG